Lithohypha guttulata is the source of this 2502-nucleotide messenger RNA. RefSeq names its product clathrin associated protein complex large subunit (gene APL4). Gene Ontology annotation, biological process: intracellular protein transport; Golgi to vacuole transport. Bases 1 to 2502 code for a protein of 833 amino acids. Gene Ontology annotation, molecular function: clathrin-cargo adaptor activity. Lineage: Eukaryota; Fungi; Ascomycota; Eurotiomycetes; Chaetothyriales; Trichomeriaceae. The transcript is spliced from 2 exons. The record is from RefSeq and is a predicted model, not a curated record. Gene Ontology annotation, cellular component: AP-1 adaptor complex; Golgi apparatus; membrane coat.
AUGGCAUCCCUCAAGCAAUUCAUUCGCAACGUGCGGGCUUCCAAAACGAUUGCAGAUGAGCGAGCAGUCGUACAGAAAGAGAGUGCUGCGAUUCGUGCCAGUUUUCGAGAGGAAAGUCACGAUUCCAAUGUCCGGCGCAACAAUGUUGCAAAGCUGCUAUACCUCUUUACCCUUGGUGAGAGGACACACUUUGGUCAGAUCGAAUGUCUGAAGCUAUUGGCCUCGCCUCGAUUUGCGGACAAGAGACUGGGCUAUCUGGGUACCAUGUUGCUGCUGGACGAGAACCAGGAAGUCCUUACCCUGGUCACGAACUCUCUGAAGAACGAUCUGAACCACUCAAAUCAGUAUGUUGUGGGCCUGGCGUUGUGCACGCUUGGAAACAUUGCUUCUGUCGAAAUGUCGAGAGACCUGUUUCCAGAGAUCGAAAACCUCAUACAGACUUCAAAUCCCUACAUUCGGAAAAAGGCUGCCUUGUGCGCAAUGCGAAUAUGUCGGAAAGUACCAGAUUUACAAGAACACUUCCUGGAAAAAGCCAAGUUGAUUUUGUCUGACCGCAACCAUGCUGUUUUGCUCUCUGGGCUUACUCUGGCAGUAAAUAUGUGCGAAGCUGAAGAGCAGGAAGAAGUAGAGGAGGGGGUCAUUGAUAUGUUCAAGACGUUGGUACCACAGCUCGUUCACACUCUUAAGAAUCUGCAAAGUUCUGGAUAUACACCCGAGCACGACGUCAGUGGCAUUACAGAUCCUUUCCUACAAGUCAAGAUUUUGCGACUCUUCCGUGUACUUGGACGUGGUGACGCUGCAGUAAGCGAACAGAUCAACGAUAUCCUAGCUCAGGUUGCAACAAACACUGAAGCCUCCAAGAAUGUUGGCAAUUCGAUUCUGUACGAGGCAGUGCUCACCAUACUCGACAUUGAGGCCGACUCUGGUCUUAGAGUGCUGGGCGUCAAUAUCCUUGGAAAGUUUCUAGCCAACAAGGAUAACAACAUUCGAUAUGUCGCGUUGAACACCCUGAUAAAAGUCGUUGCAAUCGAACCAAACGCUGUGCAAAGGCACAGAAAUACUAUACUCGAAUGCUUACGAGAUCCCGACAUUUCUAUCAGAAGACGUGCGCUCGACCUCAGUUUUACCCUCAUUCGCGAAGACAACGUCAGAGUAUUGAUAAGAGAGCUGCUUGCCUUCCUCGAGGUCGCAGAUACCGAAUUCAAACCAGUGAUGACGACCCAAAUUGGCAUAGCUGCCGACAGAUAUGCUCCAAGUAAGAGGUGGCAUAUUGAUACACUUCUUAGAAUCGUCAAACUGGCCGGUAACCACGUCAAAGAGCAGAUUUUGUCUUCUUUCGUCCGCCUGAUAGCCACAACUCCUGAUCUACAAACAUAUUCCGUACAGAAAUUAUACGCAGCACUAAAGGCCGAUAUCACCCAAGAAGCUCUAACAUUGGCUGCAACCUGGUCGAUGGGCGAGUACGGUGAUGCACUACUGAGAGGAGGCUCAUACGAGGAGGAAGAACUGGUCAAAGAAGUGAAGGAAAGCGAUAUCGUUGAUUUAUACGAGAGCAUUCUCAAUUCGACAUAUGCCAACCAAAUCGUCACAGAAUACAUAGUCACAUCAGCGAUGAAGUUGACUACAAGAAUGUCAGAUCCUUCGCAGGUCGAAAGGAUAAGACGUCUGAUCAUGGUUCGCCAAUCAGAUCUGAGCAUUGAAAUACAACAAAGAGCUGUCGAGUACGGCAAUAUGUUUGGCUAUGACUCGAUUCGAAGAGGUGUUCUAGAGAAGAUGCCUCCGCCAGAAAUCAAGGAAGAGCAUAGAGUGCUUGGAGAAGCCACGAAGAAGAAGGACGGCAAAAAGAGUAUGCUCAAGAACAAGACAGCCAAGCCAAUCUCGAAACAGAGCGAAGCAGACUUGCUUGGAGAUCUUCUUGGAGGCUCGGAUGCGCCCUCUGUUGACACAAGUGCUGUCAUUAACGGACAACAGAACACAGCCGACCUUCUGGCAGAUAUCCUUGGAGGUGGCUCUUCAGUACAGAGCCCACCGCCACAAUCUGUGAGUCCCGCACCUCCAUCGGGAUCGAACAUGGAUUCCAUGCUCGAUCUUAUGGGCAACGGCACGACUUCGGCUCCUAAGCCAGCACCAGUUGCACCGUCUCCAGCGCUCUCAGGUCCUGCGGCACAGCCAGUGUACAACAAAAAUGGCUUGAACAUCACCAUCCAAGUUUCUCGCAGCGCAGCUGGCGCUCAAGCCCAAGCCAGAUUCAAGAAUACAACGAACUUCGAUCGCUUUACUGGUGUUGGUCUACAAGCUGCUGUGCCAAAGAGCCAAAAGCUAUCGUUGCAGGCCAUUAACAAGAGCACUUUAGAAGGUGGUGAGGAAGCUACACAGGCCAUGAGGAUAGUGCCUGCGGCAGGGUCCUUACCACCAAAGCUGCGGUUACGUCUGAGGGUCAGCUACCAAAAAGACGACGGAAGUCCUGCGAUAACUGAUCAGGUCGACUGGAGUGAGACCUGA